AUGCUCAUACUACCACUACUCUUAUCACUCAUAUCAAUAUCAAAUGCCCAAAACACACUACCCGAACUACUCACACACAAAUCAUUCCACAACACAAUCAAAGAAGCAAAACUAUCUCUGAUCGAAUUCUAUAGCCCUUAUUGUUCUCAUUGUAAUGCUUUUGCCCCCACUUGGGAAGACACUUUCAACCAAUUCCAAAAUGAUGUGGAUUCUUCGAAUAUCAAAAUGUAUCAAGUUAACUGUAUAGAGAGUGGUGAUCUAUGUCAAGAUGAACAAAUAUUGGCUUAUCCAAGUUUGAAAAUUUAUGAUUCAAAUGGGUUUAUACAAAAUUAUCCAAAUAGUUUGAAAAGAAACAAGGAAAACAUAAUUGAAUUCAUGAAAGAACAAGUUAUUGAACAUGGUGGAAUUAGUGAUGGUCCUAUCGUAUCUAAAAGUGAAUUGAUAACUACUCAAGAUAUGAUUAAUUAUUUACAAAAUGUUAAUGAACACCCAAUAUUGAUUUCAUUUUGGCCAAGUUUUGAAUUAACUGAUUUAAACGAUUUAAAUUGGAAAAUUUUUGAAAAAAGUGAUUAUUAUGAAGAUUGUUUAGAAUUUCAAAGAAUUUGGUCAAUAAUUUCAAAUUCAUUAUCUUCAACAAAUAUUAAAAUUGGUCAUUUUAAUUGUUUUAAAAAUGAAAAAAUUUGUAAAGAAUUGGGUAUUAAACCUGAUUUUAAACCAAAAGUUAAACUAUUUUUACCAAACUUAGAAAAUAAUAAAAUCAUUUCAUAUGAGAAUGAAAACAAUGCAAAAGAUAUAAUAAGUUUCACAAAACAUACAUUAUCAAUAUCAAAAUUUACUAAAACAGAUUCAAUCCAAUUAAUGGAUACAAUUAAAACAAAUUUAAAACCUUUGAAAUCAUUACCAUCAAAAGCUGAAAAUACAUUUAUUUAUCUAUAUGAUGAAAUGACAACAACUAAAGAAGAUUUCCAAAUCUUACCUUAUUUAAUUGAUGAAUUUGCCAAACAUGAAUCAACAAAUUUCUUAAUAUCAAAUGAUUCGAAUAUCUUGAAAAUUAUGGAGUUUCAACAAAGAAAUUUAAUAAACACAUUAAACAAUAAUAACAAACCUUUCCAAUUCAAUGAAGAUAAAUACAUCAUAAACUCAAUGUCAACAUUACCAACAAUAAUAAAUUUUAAAGAAUAUAGUUUGUUACCAUCCAUUUAUCAAAGUUUUGGUCCAUAUGACAUUAGAGAUGAAUUCCUGAUCAAACAAUUUAUUAAAAAAAACUCAUCACCAUUCAUAACUGAACUAACUAAUAAAAAUUUCAAGGAUUUAUUAACUAAUGAUGAACAAUUAGUUAUAAUCACCACAAAUGGAGAAUUACCAGCAUUAGAUCAAUUCAUCCUAAACAUUCAUGAAUAUGAAGAAAUUAAAUCAACGUAUACAUAUAAUGAAUUGAUUAAAGCUCGUGAUUUGAAAAAAUUAAAAUCUGAUGAGUAUAAAUCUCAAAAUGAUUAUAAACAAAUGGUUAAAUCGUUAAGAAAAGAGAUUAAACAACCUACACCAAUAACUUCAAGAUAUCUUUAUCUAGAUAUCUCUAAACCAUUGCCUGAGUUAGGAAUACAAGUUAAUAAUGAAGUUUAUCAAAAUGGUGAUGUUAUAAUCAUUAAUUCAAAUGGGUGGUAUUAUAAUAAAGAUAUUGAUGGUGGGUCUUUAAAUUCAACAAAUUUUGUUAAAACUUUGGAAACAUUAAACUUAGAUACAUUAAAGGAGAAGUAUUUAUUAUCUAAGACUUUAUUAAACUCUCCAUUUAAUUCAAAAUUUAGAUUAUUUGAUAAUAUUCAUCAGUUUGGAAUCAUUGGAUACAUUGGUUUAAUCAUUUCCAUAAUAGUCAUUGGGAAGUUAGUUAGAAAGAGAUUUAACAGAUCUAAUA
This is a messenger RNA of Hansenula anomala, 1912 nucleotides long. RefSeq names its product protein disulfide isomerase EPS1 (gene EPS1). Lineage: Eukaryota; Fungi; Ascomycota; Saccharomycetes; Phaffomycetales; Wickerhamomycetaceae. The record is from RefSeq and is a predicted model, not a curated record. The annotation marks the transcript as partial. Gene Ontology annotation, cellular component: endoplasmic reticulum. The transcript has a single exon. Gene Ontology annotation, molecular function: protein disulfide isomerase activity. Gene Ontology annotation, biological process: protein folding.